This is a messenger RNA of Argentina anserina (silverweed cinquefoil), 546 nucleotides long. RefSeq lists its product as uncharacterized. Bases 1 to 546 code for a protein of 181 amino acids. NCBI's taxonomy places the organism in Eukaryota, Viridiplantae, Streptophyta, Magnoliopsida, Rosales, Rosaceae. The transcript has 2 exons. The record is from RefSeq and is a predicted model, not a curated record.
AUGGAGGGUGUGAAGAUUCUUACCUUGUUUGCAGCAACCCUGCUACUGCUGCCCAACAUGGAGGCGCAGCAUUAUCCUCCUCCCCGCCCUCUCUGUGCGUCCCAAUUUGCACUAGCUAGCUAUGCGUGUUCACUGCUACCAUAUGGUCCUAUGCCAACUCCACAACCUCCCCCUCCCGCCCCUUCACCUCCUGACGACGAUGACGACGACGACGACGAUGAUGGUCACAGUCAUGGUCACGGCAGUGGCAAUGGCAAGGGAAACAGCAACAGCAAUGGCCAUGGGCAAGAACACCACCAAGGACAUGGGCAUGGUCACAAACAACACCGUCGCCAUAGCCACAGGCACAGGCACAGGCACCACCAUAGGGAAAAAUCACUGUCACCCCAAGAAGAUAAUUGCUGCAAAUGGCUGACCCAGCUUGAUAACCAGUGUGUCUGUGAAUUGCUCCUGCGCUUGCCCACCUUCCUCCUUAAGCCUGCACACACUUACUCUGUAUUUAUUGGAUCCUCCUGCAACAUUACAUACUCUUGCUCACACCCAUGA